AUGGCUGCCAACAAAGUCAGCCUCGCCAAUUUGGCUGACCUCAAGAAUGCCUCCGACGAUGCGAUCGCCAACUACCUCAACUCCCUCUCUUUCAAGCAGUCGCACACCAUGACCGAUGUUCGCCUCGCCAUCGGAUAUGGUGCCUUUGUUAUCGCCGCGGCCGCCGGUGGCUGGGAUUACUAUUUUGGCUUCGAAAACACCAAGCUCUACACAGCCAUCGCCGUCGCCGUGUACACGCUGCUGCAAGGCGCGUUGGCCUUCUGGAUUUCUUUCGUGGAGCACGGCACCGUAUACCAGGGCCAGGCGCCCAACGGCGGGCAGAAGAUUACCAUUGCGAGCUUCAACGCGAAAAAACACGAACCCUUGUACAAACUGAAGGUGACGACACAGCCAGCGUCAGGAGGCAAACCCGAGACCAUUGAGCUGGAAAGGUCGUUCACGGAAUGGUUUGAUGAAUCGGGCUUGUUUGUCGCAGCGCCUUUCCAGCGGUUCCUCGCGUCAAGUAUUCCGGUCGUGGGCAGGGCAGACCCCAAGAGGGUGAAGAGUGAGUCGAGGGACUUGCUCGAGGGCGACUCGGAUCUUCUUGAUGCGGUGAUGAGUGCAGAGGCAGAGACAACGGGCGCCGACAAGAAGAGUGGCGGUAAGAAGCGCAAGGUGUAA
Messenger RNA from Emericellopsis atlantica, 660 nucleotides. Its product is annotated as microsomal signal peptidase 25 kDa subunit-domain-containing protein. The coding region runs from base 1 to 660 and encodes 219 amino acids. The record is from RefSeq and is a predicted model, not a curated record. The transcript has 2 exons. Gene Ontology annotation, cellular component: signal peptidase complex; membrane. Gene Ontology annotation, biological process: protein targeting to ER. NCBI's taxonomy places the organism in Eukaryota, Fungi, Ascomycota, Sordariomycetes, Hypocreales, Bionectriaceae.